Cylas formicarius (sweet potato weevil) is the source of this 1042-nucleotide messenger RNA. RefSeq names its product fumarylacetoacetate hydrolase domain-containing protein 2A. Gene Ontology annotation, molecular function: hydro-lyase activity. Bases 83 to 1042 code for a protein of 319 amino acids. Lineage: Eukaryota; Metazoa; Arthropoda; Insecta; Coleoptera; Brentidae. The transcript is spliced from 4 exons. The record is from RefSeq and is a predicted model, not a curated record.
UAUCGCUCCUAAUUACGUAAGUAUAAAUAAGAAUCGAAAUCGAAGCACUCAAAUUGUUGUCGCGAUAAAUAAUCGCUUUUAAAUGCGCUCGAUUGCCAGUCGUAUGACCGCGCCAGUACUCACACGCAUCACAAAUACAAUCGACGUGAGAAAUUUCGGCCGCGCCGUCGAAACCAACAUGAGAUUCGUGCAAUACAAACUGAAAUCGGGCGAGGGCCAACAACUAGGCGCCCAAAAGACGCAAUCGGGAGACAUUUUCCCCGUUAGCGAGUCGGACGGGUCCGUCCCGAACAGUCUCGUGCAAUUUCUGGAAGCCGGGUCCUCCGUUUACGACAAAGCGAUAAGGUUAAUCGAAGAAUGUAAAGGAGCGAUCCCGUUGUCCGAGGUUCACUUGCUAUCUCCUAUUACGAAAAAUGAUAAAGUGGCGUGCGUCGGGCUUAAUUACAGCGGUCACUGCGAAGAGCAAAACAUCCCCCAACCCAAAGAACCGAUGAUUUUUAGCAAAUUCUCAUCGGUUAUCGCGGGUCCCUACGACGACGUCGUCAUUCCGCCAAUCACAGACUCCGUCGAUUGGGAAGUCGAGUUGGCGGUGGUGAUCGGGAAAACCGCGAAAAACGUGGACGAGACUCGAGCGCAGGAUUACGUUUUCGGCUAUACCGUGGCGCAGGACAUCAGCGCUCGCGAUUGGCAAAAACGCAGAAACAACGGCCAGUUUUUGCUCGGCAAAUCGAUGGACACGUUUUGUCCGCUCGGGCCUGCCGUCGUGACGAAAUCGGAAGUCGAUCCGAACAAUUUGCCCAUCAAGUGUUGGGUCAACGGGGAACUUAAACAGGACGGCAACACUUCGGAGUUGAUUUUUAAAAUCGACUUUUUAAUCGCAUACCUAAGCCGGAUCGUCACCCUGUACCCCGGUGACGUCAUCCUGACGGGGACCCCCGCGGGGGUCGGCAUGCACAGGAAGCCGCCGCAGUUCCUCAAACCGGGCGACGUCCUCGAGAGUGAAAUCGAAGGCAUAGGAAGGCUCAAAAACAGGAUCGCGUAG